Messenger RNA from Neoarius graeffei (lesser salmon catfish), 6033 nucleotides. It is a transcript of the gene f8, whose product is annotated as coagulation factor VIII, procoagulant component. The transcript is spliced from 25 exons. Bases 58 to 5097 code for a protein of 1679 amino acids. Gene Ontology annotation, molecular function: copper ion binding; oxidoreductase activity. Lineage: Eukaryota; Metazoa; Chordata; Actinopteri; Siluriformes; Ariidae. The record is from RefSeq and is a predicted model, not a curated record.
AAGUGUGUGUAUCUUAAGUAAAGCUGUGUGGGGGGGUUUUGUGUGCGAACUCUUGCAAUGAAGGCUCUGCUGUUCAUCCUCUUCCUUGUCAAAUGUUUUCCGGAUUCACAUGCUGUGGAAAAGAUACAGGAGUUCUUCAUCGCCGCAGUGGAGACAAGCUGGGACUAUCUGAACACUGGUGGUGUGGAUUCAGCUGCAAAUCAGAGAGGAUCCAAUGUUCAGAGAUAUAUCAAGUCCGUGUAUACAGAAUUCACAGACUCCACUUUCACCACCCCGAAAACGAAACCUCCAUGGGCAGGUAUUCAGGGUCCGACGAUCAGAGCAGAAGUGAAAGACCAAGUGGUGGUCCACUUUAAGAACUUUGUUUCCUUUCCUCUCAGCAUUUCCCCGAUCGGCAUCCCCUACUGGAAACAAUCUGAAGGUGCUGGUUAUGAAGACUCCACAUCUGUCCAGGAGCAAGAGGACGAUGCGGUACAGCCUGGUGGAUAUUAUAAAUACGUGUGGGACAUUCAUCCUAACAGUGGGCCAACCGUCACAGACCCAGAGUGCCUCACCUACUCCUACUCAUCGCAGGUGGACGUCGUGCGAGACUUCAAUUCUGGACUCAUCGGUGCUUUCCUGAUCUGCAAAUCAGGUACACUGACGGACGACCGUCAACGGAAGGUGCCUGAGUUCGUGCUGCUGUUUGCUGUAUUUGAUGAAAGUAAGAGUUGGUAUGGAAACAUGGGAAGAGCAGAUGUGGGCAAACCAAGAAAAUCAUACAGUCACCAGCAGUUUCACACCAUCAAUGGAUACGUCAAUUCCACACUGAAAGGUCUGAAUUUAUGCCAGAAAAGUCAAGAGGUUUCCUGGCACCUUAUUGGUCUGGGCUCCAGUCCAGACAUCCAUACCAUUCAGUUCCAGGACCAUACUCUAAAAGUCAUGGAUCAUAGACGGGUUACGGUGGAGAUAACUCCUAUGACCUUCACCACCGCCCUGCUCAAGCCAUACGCUAAAGGGAAGUUUCUGAUUUCUUGUGGGAUCCAUUCACAUCGGCAAGCUGGUAUGAAUGCCUUCUUCACUGUGGAGACCUGCCCUGAAUCCAAUGAACUACCUGAAACACAAAAUGCCCAGGACACUGACAGUGAUAAAGAUGAGGAGAAUGAAGACUACUCAGUGGAUAACCUUUAUUCUAUUGUUUUCCAAUCUGGUGGACCCCAAUCAUUUCUGAGGUCCUUUGGAAGACGACCCAAAGUCUGGAUUCAUUACAUUAGUGCCGAGGAGGUCAUGUGGGACUACAACCCUCAGGAUGAACGACUUUCAAAGUUUGAGCCUUCAGUUCAACAAACGCAGCGCUUGGGUAAAGUCUACAAGAAGGUGGCUUAUGUUGAGUACACAGACAGCACAUUCACGAAGAAGAAGAGCAAAGACAAUGCACUGAUUGGGCCAGAGCUUAGGGGCGAGGUGAAUGACCACUUUCAGAUCAUCUUUAAAAAUAUGGCCAGUCGACCUUAUAACAUCUUUCCAAAUGGACUCACCAGUGUGCAGCCAGUGAAAAACAGCGACAAGCACGUGGACCUGCGGUCCCUGGCUGUCCCACCAGGUGAGAUUAUGAUGUACCUGUGGAAAGUGACGGCAGUGGAUGCUCCCACCAAGGCCGACCCCCGCUGUCUGACCCGGCUGUAUCACAGCACUGUGGAUCCAGAGAGAGACAUAGCAUCCGGCUUGGUCGGGCCCCUUAUCAUCUGCAAAUCAGAGAGUUUGGACAAGCGAGGGAAAGUGUUAUCUUCAGACAGAGAAAAACACCUCAUGUUCUCCAUAUUUGAUGAAAACAAAAGCUGGUAUGCUGAUGAGAACAUCAGGAAGUUUCGUGAAGAUCAUCCUGAGAUUGAUCGCAACGAUCCUCGUUUUUACAACUCUAAUGUCAUGCACAGUAUAAACGGUUUCAUGCAUAACAGUCUGCAAUUUCGCAUGUGUGCUGGUGAAGUUAUGCUCUGGCAUGUGGCCAACGUGGGCAUGCAGAGUGAUUUCCUGUCAGUGUAUUUCACAGGAAACCCAUUUGAAAGGGACAGAGCCUACGGCACAGUCCUGACACUUUUCCCAAUGAUCGGUGAUACUGUAACCACUGAGAUGGAGACUGAAGGUGAGUGGGAGAUCAGUGCCUUCGAUCCCACUCUGAAAGCACAAGGGAUGAGCGUACGGUACUCCGUGUUUAACUGUGAACGAGAGCUCCCCCUGGUGGACAAUGAUGAUUAUGAUGAUUUGGAGGAACACAUAAAUGAGCAGUUUCCAAUCCCACGCAGCUUCAGGAAGAGGAACCGAACUGUGACGAUUCAGAUUUGCCAGAAAGUAUCAAGCAACACAAGCCAAACAGAGCAGCAGAAUGCCAACACGAUUCCCCUGGAGACAAAAGAGGAAACGAACACCCUGGAAUGCAAGAGAAAACUUGUCCCAGUGGACGAUGCCGAGGAUCUGGAUAUUCUCUCCCAGGGAGGAAUUCCGCAGGAUAUUCUGGAUCAACUCAACAUGGAGAUGGGUUUGUCAAAUCGCCAGAAGAGACCUGCAUUUGUGGAAAAUGACACAGAAUCAAAGAGUGAUCAUCCUCCCUCUCAUUCCCAUCAAACUGACACAGAAUCGAUGAGUCCGAAAGGGACAAAAAUAGAUGGCGUGGUUAACAUGGAAGACAAUAAAACAGUGAGAUACCAGGAUGGAGAUAAACCUGAAAAAUUAAAUCUCGAUAAGAGUCCAUCAGUUGACCUGUUUAAGAAAUUUAUUCAGAAAUCAGGGCUGAAUACAACCUCUGAUUUGGGUCCCAAGGCUAAUUUAACAGAAAGGACUCGGAGAGAGAUAUGGGAGAAGAAUGUAAGUGAGGUCACAAAAACAUAUGAUGCGAUGAGUGACAAUGACGUUCUCAAAGACUCAGUUCUAGAAGUGGACAAGCUGGUGGAAAAUCUAGAUCCUCAGAAAUAUGCCUACAAAGAUGUACAGCAUCUGAAUCUGAGCUCUCAGUAUGCCUCAUCAAGGUCCUCACAGAACGAGACCGACCAGAGCCUUCCAUCCUUGGAGUAUGACGAUUACGAAGAUGACAGAAACAAGACCAUUCUGAGCUUCAGCUUGAUUAAUGACAUCGAUAUCAGGUCCGGCGAAUCAAUGUUCCGGAGCUAUUACAUCGCAGCAGAGGAAAUCAUGUGGGAUUAUGGCAUUGACAAACCUUCCCAACUCAUCACUGCCAGGGAAACAAAGAGAGGAAUGAGAAAGUACUUCCCGGCCUACAAGAAAGUUGUAUAUCGAGCUUAUCAGGACCGAAAUUUCAGGAAUCCUGUCAAACGUGGAGAGCUCGAUGAACACCUUGGGAUUAUGGGUCCUGUGCUCAAGGUGGAGGUUAAUGAUGUUCUUACUAUAGUUUUUAAGAACACUGCUUCCAGACCGUAUUCUCUGUACCUACACGGUGUGUACGAUCGAACCAUGUCCAGCUCAGCACCACAGGGGGUGGAGCUACGUGAGGACGAGGGACCUGGUGACCCAGUGCCUCCUGGGGAAGAGAGGGUCUACAGCUGGAGGAUUACUAAAAGACAAGGACCGUCAUCGAAAGACUUUGACUGCAAAGCCGGGGCCUAUUACUCUACGGUUAAUAUGGAGAAGGACAUAAACUCUGGUCUGAUCGGUCCGUUGCUGAUCUGUCGUCCCGGGACACUGAAGCCACGCUUCCUCCUGCAACCAGGAGUGCAGGAUUUAUUCCUCCUGUUCACCGUUUUUGACGAGAAGAAGAGCUGGUAUCUGGAUUACAACAUCGGGAAGUUCUGUACACCACCAUGCCAGGCUAAAGUCGAUGAUCCUUGGUUUGAAACCAACAACAAAUUUGCUGCAAUAAAUGGAUACGUCGCAGAUACUCUACCUGGCCUGGUGGUGGCGCAGCACCAGACAUCUCGCUGGCACCUGUUGAACCUAGGCAGUGGUGGAGAGUUUCACGCUGUCCACUUCCAUGGAAUACCGUUUAGCAUCGGGAAAGACCAGGAACACCGCAUGGGCAUCUUCAACCUUUAUCCAGGUGUGUUUGGAACCAUUGAAAUGAGACCAGGUGUAGUGGGCACCUGGUUGGUGGAGUGCACCAUUGGUGAUCACCAACUGUCUGGCAUGAGAGCCAAAGUUCUUGUUUAUAACCCACAGUGUGUUCAGCCCUUGGGAAUGCAGUCAGGAUGGAUAGCUGAUGAACAACUCACUGCAUCUGAUCAUGAUGGGAACUGGGAGGCGGAAUUAUCCCGAUUGCACUUAUCUGGAUCAGUUAACGCUUGGAUUGGCAAAAAUGAGAGCUCCUGGAUCCAGGUGGAUUUGUUACGGCCCAUGGUGGUUCAUGGGAUCCAGACACAGGGCGCGAAAACUUCAUUUGGUCUGAAAGACAUGUACACGGUGAUCUUCACCAUCAGCUAUAGCCUGGACCAGAAGACGUGGAAGACAUACAAAGGAAACAGCAGCGAAUCUGUAUAUAAAUUUAAUGGAAACCUGGAUGCCUCCAGAGUAAAUGAGAACCUCUUCUCUCCUCCAAUCAUUGGUCGCUACAUUCGCAUUCAUCCAUCCACCUACGUCAACAAUCCCACUCUGAGGUUUGAACUGCUGGGCUGUGAUAUCAACAGUUGCUCACUGCCAUUAGGAAUGCAGAGAAGGCUGAUUCCCGAUAACUGCAUCACCGCUUCAAGCUUCUGGCAAAGCUGGAGAAACUCAUGGACCCCAAAGCUCGCUCGACUCAACGAAGAUGGCAGCGCCAAUGCAUGGAGACCCAAGUCGAACAACCCUUACGAGUGGCUGCAGGUGGACUUUGAAGUGGUGAAAAGAAUCACUGGUAUCGUCACACAAGGAGCCAAAUCCGUGUUCACAAGUCUGAUGGUGACCGAGUUCUCGAUCUCUGUUAGUGAUGACGGCCACAGCUGGGUCAUGGUCACCGACCCGAGAACGAAGCAGGAGAAGAUCUUUGAAGGGAACCAAGAGCACGAUGAGGAGAAGCUGAACGUGUUUGAGUCACCGCUAUUCACCCGAUUCAUCCGCAUCCAUCCAAAAGGCUGGUUUAAUGGCAUUGCACUGAGGGUGGAGUUCCUGGGAUGUGAUACACAACAAAGAGCCUGAGAGACAACGUGUGUUUGUGUGUGGGAGAGAGCGAAAGUGAGUGAGUGAGUGAGUGAGAGGAUGAAAUAUAUAGAUAUAAGAAGAAUAUGAAAGAGAAAUAAAAACAAGGCUGUGUGAGAGAAUGCGAGAGUGUGACACAAAUAGGAUGUGUGGGGGAAAAAAGGGGGAAGGUCAUCGACACUGAAUGUAAAUGUUUUUUUUUAUACUGAUGUAUUUCUAUCGAAAAUUAUUUUGUAUUAUUUUUAUUUUCAUCACUCAAACCUUUCGAUGCUGUAAACAGAUUUCUAAUUGCUCAGGCUUUGUUCAGAGAAAUCCUCGAUCUUCAGACAUACAGUCCUGUGCAAAAGUCUUAGGUACAGUACAUGUCAAGAAAUGUUGUCGAUCAAAAAUGGCUCCAAAAAUAACGAAAUUAAAUGUUUCAACAUUGAAAAAAACUCUAUAAAACAGUCAUCAGUCAGCCGUAAUAAAUGAAACAAAGUCAGUAUUUGGUGUGCGACGACCCUCAGGUGUUGCCAGGCAAAACAAACCUCGGCCGACAGCACUUAUUUUAUACCUAUGUGUUGAUAAUGGUAAUAUUUCUCAAUCAUCAACUGUCAGGUUAUAGUCCUAUGAAAAUCCAUGACCGUGAGUUUGACAUUUCGAAGUAUUUCAAGGUCAAAGGUCACGGUGCCAAAUAAAAGGUCAUAUGGGAGUUCCAAUAUGCUCGUAAUAGUAAACAUUUGUCUAUUGGCAAUCGUUUUUGAGUUCUCAUCUCAUCUCAUUAUCUCUAGCCGCUUUAUCCUGUUCUACAGGGUCGCGGGCAAGCUGGAGCCUAUCCCAGCUGACUACGGGCGAAAGGCGGGGUACACCCUGGACAAGUCACCAGAUCAUCACAGGGCUGACACAUAGACACAGACAACCAUUCACACUCACAUUCACACCUACGGUCAAUUUAGA